AUGCCUUUAUUUGUGCUCUUAUUUCUCAUUUUUUUGUAUUUUCUCCUUUUCUGUAUACUCUUUCUUUUUUCCUCCUUUUUGAACUAUGCCUUAUUUGUGCUCUUAUUUGCCUUUUGUAUUUUCUCCUUUGUCUGUAUACUCUUUCUUUUCCCUCUCUUUUUGAACUAUGCCUUAUUUUCUUAUUUGCCUUUUUGUUUUUUCUCCUUUAUUUUACUCCUUUUUCUUUAUCAACUAUCUUUGCCUUAUUUGCUUUUUUUCUCCUUUUUAUUUUUCUUUCCCCUCAGUUUUUCACUAUGCCUUAUUUUUCUUAUUUGCCUUUUUAUUUUUCUCCUUUGUCUGUAUACUUUUUUUUCCCUCUUUUUCAACUAUGCCUUAUUUGUGCUCUUAUUUGCCUUUUUUAUUUUCUCCUUUGUCUUUUUUAUUUGUGCUCUUAUUUCCCUUUUUUAUUUUUUGUCCUUUGUCUGUAUACUUUUUUUUUCCCUCGCUUUUUUUCAACUAUGCCUUAUUUGUGCUCUUAUUUAUUUGUAUUUUCUCCUUUGUCUUUCUUUCUUUUUUCUCCCUUUUGAACUAUGCCUUUUUACUUAUUUGCCUUUCUUUUCCUUUGUCUCUCUUUCUUUUGAACUUUGCCUUAUUUGUGCUCUUAUUUGCCUUUUGUAUUUUCUUUUCCUUUGUCUGUAUACUUUUUCUUUUUCCCUCCUUUUCAACAAUCCUUUAUUUGUGCUCUUAUUUUUUUUUGUAUUUUCUCCUUUUGUAUACUCUUUUCUUUUUCUUUUUUUCAACUAUGCCUUAUUUGUGCUCUAUUUCCUUUUGUAUUUUCUCCUUUGUUUUCUGUAUACUCUUUCUUUUCCCUACCCUUUUUCAACUAUGCCUUAUUUGUGCUCUUAUUUGCCUUUUGUAUUUUGUCCUUUGUCUGUAUACUUUUUUUUUCCCUCCUUUUUGAACUAUUCUUUUUAUUUUUCCUUUCUUAUUUUCUCCUUUGUACUCUUUCUCCUUUUUUUUGUCUUAUUUGUGCUCUUAUUUACCUUUUUAUUUUUCCCUCUUUUUUUUCCUUUUUGCCUUAUUUGUGCUCUUAUUUGCCUUUUUUGUUUUUUUCCUUUUCUGUAUACUCUUUCUUUUCCCUCUUUUUUUCAACUAUGCCUUAUUUGUGCUCUUUAUUUUCCUUUUUGUAUUUUGUCUUAUUUUUCUGUUUAUCCUUUUUCCUCGCUUUUUGAACUAUACCUUAUUUUGCUCUUAUUUCUUUUUUUUUUCUCCUUUGUCUGUAUACUUUUCUUUUUCCUCGCUUUUUUCAACUAUACCUUUUUGUGCUCUUAUUUCCUUUUUUUGUAUUUUUCCUUUUUUUCUCUUUCUUUUAUCGCUUUUGAACUUAUUUCUUAUUUCUAUUUGUAUUUUUGUCCUUUUUUCUCCUUUGUCUGUAUGCACCUUUCUUUUCCCUCGCUUUUUCAAUCUAUACCUUAUUUGUGCUCUUAUUUGCCUUUUUGUAUUUUCUCCUUUUUCUGUAUACUCUUUCUUUUCCCUCUUUUUUCAACUAUGCCUUAUUUGUGCUCUUAUUUGCCUUUUUUGUAUUUUCUCCUUUGUCUGUAUACUUUUUCUUUUCCCUCUGCUUUUUCAACUAUGCCUUAUUUGUGCUCUUAUUUGCCUUUUGUAUUUUCUCCUUUUUCUGUAUACUCUUUCUUUUUCCCUCCUUUUUCAACUAUGCCUUAUUUGUGCUCUUAUUUGCCUUUUGUAUUUCUCCCCUCCUUUUGUAUACUCUUUGCCUUUUCUUUGUCUCUCUUUUUCCCUCGCUUUUCAACUAUGCCUUAUUUUGCUCUUAUUUGCCUUUUGUAUUUUCUCCUUUUUUCUCCUUUUUUUCUUUUCAACUUUUUGAACUAUGCCUUUUUAUUUUUGUGCUUUAUUUUGCCUUUUUUUUUCCUUUUUUUGUAUGCUUUUUUUUACUUUGCUUUUAUUUGCCUUUUGCUUUUUUAUUUUAUUUUUUGUAUUUUUGUCCUUUGUCUGUAUACUCUUUCUUUUCCCUCGCUUUUUUUCAACUUAUUUGUGCUCUUAUUUUCUUUUGUAUUUUCUUUGCCUUUCUUAUUUUCCCUCCUUUUUCAACUAUAUGCCUUAUUUUUCUUUUUCCCUUUUGUAUUUUAUCCUUUUUUGUAUACUUUCUUUCUUUUUCCCCCUUUUUUCAACUAUGUGCUCUUAUUUGCCUUUUUUGUAUUUUCUCCUUUGUCUGUAUACUAUUUUCUUUUCCCUCCUUUUUUGAACUAUGCCUUAUUUGUGCUCUUAUUUGCCUUUUGUAUUUUCUCCUUUGUUUGUAUACUCUUUCUUUUCCCUCGCUUUUUUGAACUAUGCCUUAUUUUCUUAUUUCCCUUUUGUAUUUUUUCUCCUUUUCUGUAUACUCUUUCUUUUUCCCUCGCUUUUCAACUAUCCUUUUUGUGCUCUUAUUUGCCUUUUUGUAUUUUCUCCUUUGUUGUAUACUCUUUCUUUUCCCUUUUCAACUAUUUUUUCUCUUAUUUUGCCUUUUGUAUUUUCUCCUCUGUUUCUAUAUACUCUUUCUUUUCCCUCUCUUUUUCAACUAUGCCUUAUUUUGCUCUUAUUUCCCUUUUGUAUUUUUGUCCUUUUUCUUUAUACUCUUUCUUUUCCCUCGCUUUUUGA
Molecule: messenger RNA, 2634 nt
Organism: Acanthosepion pharaonis
Lineage: Eukaryota; Metazoa; Mollusca; Cephalopoda; Sepiida; Sepiidae
Source: the annotation of a GenBank genome assembly